This is a messenger RNA of Diatraea saccharalis (sugarcane borer), 1918 nucleotides long. The record is from the annotation of a GenBank genome assembly. Lineage: Eukaryota; Metazoa; Arthropoda; Insecta; Lepidoptera; Crambidae.
GUCAUAUGCAAAAACAUGGUUUGUGGUUUUUAUGUCUUCUGGAAAAAUCUCAAUAGAUCUCGUAUUUCAUAUCUGAUAGAUUUUUGCUUUUAUUUGAUAUAUUGAAUCAUUUUCCAAUUUUAUAAAAACAUCAGCUGGUGUGGAAAUCUCAUUAAGUUGUCAUAGUUCCUGUGAUUGAAGUAUAUUCAGUAGUGGUUUAGGUAAACAUAACCUGAAUAGUUAUGGGUUCUAAUCCAGAAAACAACAGUUCCAAUAAUCCUCCAAUAGCAGGGGCUAUUACUUAUCCCACUUGCCAUGGCCAGAACUUACAGGCCACACCAGUACAACCACGACAACCAAGAAACCUACAGGGUUUGCUUCGAUUUGCAAUGGAAGCAACAAAGGCUGAAGAUGCACCUGGUAAUUCGGAACUAGGUCCUAUGGACGAAGAAAGACGUAAAUUCCUUGAAGAGGCCCUGAAGAGUCUCACGGUGGAUGUGGCGGAGGUUAUACAGAAUGCCAUCAAGGUCCUCACCGACCAGGAGAAAAUUAGAAACAUACAACUGGGUGAUGUGCUCCCUCAAGACGUUGCAACGUCUUUCAACAACCUUAUGGAAUUUAUUGAUGAUAUAGAUGUGGCCAAUGAUUUCUAUAAAUUGGGUGGUUUCGCAAUAUUUCCCGUGUGCUACGGCAGUGAGAAUGAGGAAGUGCGAGCCAACGCUAGUUGGGUGCUAGCUGAGGUGUGCCAGAAUAAUCCGUUCUGUCAGUCUCGUGUCCUCGAAUGUGGUCUGCUCAAUGUACUCAUUAAUUUGCUUGAGACCGAACAGGGAACUGCGCUGGCCAAGUGUCUAUAUGCUGUGUCAUGCGCUUGCCGCGAGUACUCGCCGUGUUGCCGCGAACUGGUGUCUCAGGGUGGGUGCGGAGCCCUGUCCGCCGUGCUCGCGAGCCAGGACACCUUCCCUCAAGCUAGGACCAAGGCCGCCUUCCUCAUACGGUACCUGGUGCAACAUUAUCCAGACGCUAGAGAGGAAUUUAUCCAGCAGAAUCUCGUCAGGAUCGUGGCUAAUCAGAUCAAGACCGGUCGUGAUGAAACUACAGAGCAUCUCCUAGGUAUUCUUACGCUACUACUUGAUACAAACGAUUGUAGAAUAUUGGAUCAAUUGAGAGAUCCAAGUCUUGGCCUAAAGAAAGUUCUAGAAGAGCUCUCUGACCAUGAAGACGGAAGAGAGUACUGCGUAGAUUUAUUGAAGAGAGUAUUCGAAGACUGCCCUGAAUAUGAAGUGAUUAAUGAUGAAGUGGAAAGAUAGAUGGUGCGGUGUGUGUAAGAUAAUAAUAUUUAAACAAAAUCUUGAAUAUGUAAAUCAUAACAGUUGUAUAUUAAUUUUCAGAAUAACUCCAUUAUUAUUAAUCUUUAAAACAACUAAAUUUAGGCAAACAAAGCUAUUUAAAAUAUUGAAAUAAACUAAAAUGUAUGAAUAUAUAUAUAUAGAUAAUAAAAAACAUAUUGUGUUAAAGAAAAUUAACGUACGAGUAUUCAUUGAUAAAAUCAAUGAAAAGUUUUUAUAGCUACGGCUAAAAUGAUAGCGAGGGAAUUAGGUGGGUGCUCCCCUGAGUUUCUAUCUUCAGCUUUAGGUUAGUUUUUAUGCAAAUCGAAGAAUGCUUAAACAUUGACGCUUGUAAUUGGAUGUUUCUUUUCCUAUCUGGCUCUGUUUCAAGCGACUGCAGUACACCAGAGUGUCACAAUUUAUUUUAUAGUAAAUUUCAAUUCAUGAUGGUGUUAAGUUUUAUGUGAGUUGAGCUAUUGACUGUAUUAUAUAUUACAAAAAAUAACUGAUUAUUAUUAAAACGUGAUUCCGAUAUGAAUAUUUUUGUUUGUAAACUGAAUUUUUAAACACAAUUAUAAGUAAUAUAAUAUAUUGAUAAUAAAUAUUUAAACAGC